AGAGAUAUUCUAAGUGAUACAGUUAGAGGAAACACCCUGUAUAUUCAUAAAAUAAAGCAGCAAAUUAUAGAAGAACGUUUCUUAAUUAUUGAAAUUUAAAGAAUUUAAAUUGAAAUUUUAGUUCAAUAAAGGUAAAACUAAAGGCUCUGAAUUAAUUUAUAUAUCUAUUAAUAAUAAGUCGAAAAUUUGUACAUUCCUUUUUCCACAUUACUUUUCAUAAAAUUGAUUUCACUUAUUUUUCAUUAAAGAAAUUAUAUUUAUGUAUUACCUCAUUGAUAUUUUUAUAAAAAACAGCCGAUAAGAUUCAAGUACACACUAUGCACAAUAUCCUGGAAUAAAAUAAUAAUUGACGCGCGCGUUAUGCAAUUUAGUGAAAAGAAUUUUGAAAUAUUUUGAAGUGAGUGGAAUAUACGAUAGUAAUUUUAUAUGUGCUAUUUUAAUUUCUUGUCACAAUUAAUAUAUUUUCUUUUGCAGCUCUUCCAAUAAACUCACAAAACAAUACUUUCCGAAUAUAUUCAAAUUGCCGGACGCAAUUUGAUAACCCGUAAUUUUCUCACGGAAAAUCCGAAGGCUCUUGCAGGUUAUUCAGUACUGCAUAAAUAUACAUAUCCUUAUAUUUUAUCCAGCCGUGAGCAAAGGACGGUGCAAUCGAAGGUAAAAGUAUGAAGAAGCGACGGCCGUGUGCAAGAAACCAUUCUCCUUCGCAAAAACAUUACCAAAAACAUGCGCAAGAACGUUUCCUGAUUAAGGCGAGGAGCAUCCACGAUUCGAAGGGACGAAGUGCGAAACGUAUCCAUCCAAAGCUUCAGCAGGACGAUCGUGGCAAUACAUCACGCUUAAAGAAAGACGCGUUUGGUUCGCUAGAAUCUCUCUUCGACUUAAAGAAGCUCCUCGAUUUACGCGAUGCGUAUCCAUUAGCGUUUGAUUAUUAUAAGGAGAAAACCGUCAGAGGAUCCAACAUUACCACGAAAUCGGAACCACUUGUAGAGACACUAUUUCUACAAUCCUUCUGGCCAAAGACAAAUCUCGAGUCGCGUAUUCUUAAAAUCUAUGAAGGAUACAACGGAAUAGAAAUUGAAGAGGACGCAAAACCAAGCAAAACGUUUGAGACAAACGUAUCAAAUUCUACGUGGGGACUACAACGAAACGAAUCAAUUCAAAAUCAGGAAAAUCAUUUAAUAAUAAUAAACAUGGCCGAAAAUGAGGGCGAAGCGCCAACGGAAGAACAACAAGAGGAACCAGUAAAGGAGGAACCAGUAAAGGAGGAACCAGUAAAGGAGGAACCAGUAGACGAGACACCUGUUGCGAGGGAUCUUGCAGAAGACAAAAUCGAUUCCCUGAAUGCGGAUAAAGACGAAGGUGUUACCGUCAAAAAGGAUGCAUAUAAAAGAGACGAGUAUGAAGAAACUCCGUUUUAUGCUUAUCUAUCUGAUGUUGGCAAAGAUGAGCUAGACUCUAUAGACUACUCUGUAAGACACCCAGAUUCACUCAUCAGUGAGAUCAGUGUGCCCUCCUUACCUGCUGCAAUAAUCGAACAAUUGAGAAUAAUGAAUGAGACAUGCGUUGUAUUGGCGAACGAGAUCCAACAGCUGAAGCGUGAAGUCCAGGAAAUGUCAGAGAAGCCCGAAUUAACGGAAGAGGACACACUGAUCAUUCGAGAGAAGCAGGAUGCUCUCAUGUCGAAAGUGGCCCAACUCGAGCAGCUGACGCAGAAAGUUCAAAAAACGCGGAAAGAAAUAGGACAGAUCGAAGAUUUAACCGGCGAGAUAGAAAUUAAGAAAGAAAAAGAAUUUGAGGAGGAACCGCCUAUAGCAAUCUCAGAGAAAGAUCGUUUCGAGUUGCCGCGAAUAGAGUAUCCCGAAGAUAAGCUGCCAAGAAUAAUUGUUUGCGGCUCUGCGGAAAGUAGGGAAAGCCUACUUCCACAGAUCGUGGUAGCGGAUAGCGAGCGGAAAGGGAGAGACAGGUGCUUUGAAAGUUUAACUGGCAAGCUAACAGAGUCCCUAACGAUGCAGGAAAAGUUGAUCGAAGAAAACGCACAACUGGAAGGUGGAAAGUACAAAUUAGAGGAGGCCCUGCUAGAAAAGGACACCGCCCUCGAGAGCUUGCAAAGGAAGGUAUGCGGUCUCCAAGCCGAGAUGCGUAUAAUUGUCAAAGAGAACACGGAGUUGAGUCGUCAGUUGGCCACUUUGAAUCAGCUGGUGACUAGACGCACUACUUGCUGUUACGCUUGUCCAGGUGCUACUCUGUCUUCGCCGCCGACGUCGCCAUCGUUGCCCCCUUGCUCGUAUGUCAGUACACAGCUUCAGGGCGACGCUUAUUGUCAAUGCCGACAUUGCCUUCAAUCGCAGUUCACUGAUAGUCUGUCGCCAACUACAGGAACCGCAUGCGAUUCACCGAGGCUCACGGGAGGUGGAUCGCAGACCGACGAUCUUCGUUUCUUCGUAGAGAAGAGCAGUUUGCAGAACACGGAGAUGUGCUGUCGCGGCCCAGCCGUUGUUAAGGCGCUUCCUCGGGUCGUCUGUCCAGCAGAGUUGGAUGAUAAACUCGCGACUUAUGGCACUAGCACUAAGCAGUUGGUGGGUUUUAACAACAGUACAAAUUUCUUUGAAGCUGUAAAAAAAUUGAAAAAGUUGUGUAUGUGCGAUAGAAUGUCCGCUGAAUUGUGGAGAAUUAUUAGGAGUGUGAUUUAG
Messenger RNA from Ooceraea biroi (clonal raider ant), 2690 nucleotides. RefSeq names its product titin. The record is from RefSeq and is a predicted model, not a curated record. Lineage: Eukaryota; Metazoa; Arthropoda; Insecta; Hymenoptera; Formicidae.